CUGCAGCAGCAGCAGCAGCAGCAGCAGCAGAAGAAGAGGAGCUGCUAAUGGAGGACAGUUGUUGAGUCUCAUCACACUCAAGUGGAAACGGAGUUUUCAGCCGGUUUCUCUCGGUGGAUUCUCUCAGACUCACUCGCUUCUCUCGGGUGAAGACUCGCGGCUCCCCGGACCUUCUGCCGACAAGAUGCGGGACCGGACCAAAGAGUUGGGAAACAAUGCCGAGGCGUCGGACGAUGACGAGGAGGGCACAGCUCUGAUGAUCAAACCUGGAGCCUCUUCGGCCAAAGAGGAGAAGGAGAGCGAAGCCUUCUUCAAAAAGGCACAAGAAAUUCACGAGGGGCUGCAGAGUCUCAGGAGGAUGGUGUCUGAGCUGGAGAACAAACAGAAAACUGUGCUCGGUGAAGCGCUGCCCGUGGAGAGUAUGAAGAAAGAGCUGCAGACUCUUCGAGACGAAAUAAAAACAGUGGCGAGUCAGAUCCAGAGAAAACUGAAGAGCAUCGAAUCCAAGAAGUCAGAGGAGGAUGGAAAAUAUGUGUCUAUAACCGUUCGGAUGCAGCGCACACAGCACGGCGUCUUGUGCAAAGAGUUUGUGGAGCUGAUGGGUCACUGUAACACAAUCCAGGCCCAGUACAGAGACCGCAACGUGGAGAGGAUACACAGGCAACUGAGAAUCACUGGGAACGACGUGUCGGACGAGGAGCUGGACGUCAUGCUGGAAAGUGGGCAGACGGACGUUUUCACUCAAAAUAUCCUGAUCGACGCUAAAGCUACGAAGCAGGCUCUGAACGAGAUCGAGUCCCGGCACGACGAGAUCCUGAAGCUGGAGAGGAGCAUCAGAGACCUGCACGACAUGUUCCAGUACCUCGCCAUGGAGGUGGAGGCUCAGGGAGAGAUGGUCAACCGGAUUGAGAACAACAUCAAACAGUCCUCGAACUACGUGGAGAAAGCGAAGGACAACACAGAGAAAGCCGUCACAUAUCAGCAGAAAGCACGAAAGAAGAAGUUCUGGAUCGCGAUCUGUUUGGCCAUCCUCCUCCUCAUCUUAGUCAUCGCGUUGGUCAGCGCCUUUGGCACUUAACCCCCCCCCGGCGGCGGGAGUUCGUUUGGCGGAGGCACAUUAUUGUUUCUCAAAAAAAAAAAAAUUCCCCGUUCAUGUAAAUACAUCGGCCGACAGGAUGAACAGGAUCGUUUGAACGGUGGAUUUUUCGCUCAUGGUCCUUUCAUCCUCUCCCACAUUUAAACGCCGUCUUCCUCUAACCCUCCUGUCUUCCCAUCGGGCCUCGUUCCAUUAAGAAGAGAUGUGCUCUCUGUUGUUUAAACUCACAAGUGACAACAACCCCGCCUGCGUCUCUGCUGUCACUGGAGAGGCAGCGCUGCCGGUGAAUGGACUCCUAGGUCAGAGCCACUUCCCCUCCGACAUUAAAAGAAAAAGAGGAAAUUCGUGGCCUUGAGUGAGGCACAAUGCAGUAUUGAAACCUGACACUGGCGCUGAACAUACUGUACUCAGGAAAACUGUGCGAUGAUUCUUGUUACGUUUUUUGUUUGUAGGAUGAAUUGGAGGCGUAAACAAACUAUUUUAAUAGAGUGAAGCUCUGUGCUAAUAUAAUUGUACAUAAUCUAUGCAGCUGAGGAUUCAAACUUUAUGCAGAGGAUUUUAAAACUUGAACAAUGUUUCAAACUGCCGACAUGUGAGACGUGUAAAUGUAGAAUUUUUUUUAAAUAUGAAAUAACGACCCCCUUAUUUUUAUUUUAUCAAGGCGUCUCUGGCCCAAGGCCCCAGUUUGUAUUUAUGAUUUAAACGUUGGCGUGUCGGCUGCUACUCGAGAAGUUUUUUUUUUUUCUUUCGAAACUGCCUUCUCCGUAACGUGGAGCUGAGAAUGUGAUGUUGUGCGCCAACGUUGUAAAGAAGGGACGGAGCCGGUGAUUGUUCGUGUUCAGCGUCUCCCGAGUCCUAAACUCCGAUCACGCUUAUUUAGUCGUUUUUCUUCACGUUUGUCACUUUGUGCGGCGUCUCCCAUGAUCCUUCAGGCUGCGAGUGAAGCGAGGAGUGGAAGAGAAACAGAAGCCGCUGUGCAGCGCAACACGACAAAUCAGGAAAGAAACAAUAGACCAAAACUGUCGAAGGACGCUCGGCCCUCGCGUCUCCUCUGGAACCAGAGAGCAGCAGCGACUCUGCUCCUGUGACCAGGAGACGUUACACUUCGCAUCACAUCCUUAUUUUAAUAUAGAUUUUGUUUUUAAAAUAAAAAUAUUUUCAUGUUCCAUUA
Paralichthys olivaceus (Japanese flounder) is the source of this 2267-nucleotide messenger RNA. RefSeq names its product syntaxin 4 (gene stx4). Gene Ontology annotation, biological process: intracellular protein transport; exocytosis; synaptic vesicle fusion to presynaptic active zone membrane. Lineage: Eukaryota; Metazoa; Chordata; Actinopteri; Pleuronectiformes; Paralichthyidae. Gene Ontology annotation, molecular function: SNARE binding; SNAP receptor activity. The record is from RefSeq and is a predicted model, not a curated record. Gene Ontology annotation, cellular component: endomembrane system; SNARE complex; synaptic vesicle.